AUGCCCGCCUGGGAGGUCUCCUCGGACGAGGGCCUGGACCGCAUCGCCGCUCGGAUCUCCUGGCAGCAAAGCUACAGGCGAAUGCUCCAGGAGGUGCCUCUGGCCUCGGAGCUGUGGUGGCUGCGCCGCUCCGCGCGUCGCCGCCUGCUGCUGCGCUUGGCCGAGGAGUGCGCCAGCUUCGGCCCCGUGCUGCGGCGGCGCUGCUGCGAGCUCAGGGCCCAGGGGGCCAAGCGCCGCCUCGAGCUGCUGAAGAGCGGUCAGCUGGAGGAGUACGCAGCCGCGGUGCAGGAAACGAAGGACCAGCGGCUCCAGGAGGUGCUGGACGAGACGCAGCGGAUUUUGAGGGACCUGGGCGCCGACGCCUUGGAGCGGCCGGCGGCCGUGCGGCAGCCGGAGACGCUGAGGCAUGGGCAGCUCAUGCCGCACCAGUUGGAGGGCCUGCGGUGGUUGGUCAGGCUCGUGGACAACCAGAUGAGCGGCAUCCUGGCAGAUGACAUGGGCCUGGGGAAGACUGUGCAGAGCCUGGCGCUCUUGGCCCACCUGGCGGAGCGGGGCGAAGGAGGUCCCCACCUGCUGGUUACGCCGGUGAGUACUUUGCAACACUGGUGCGACGAGCUCUUGCAGUGGGCGCCCUCCUUCCGGUUCCUGAUUUACCGGGGCAGCCGUCACCAGCUAGCAGCGGUGGAGAAGGAGACGGUGAGCGCAAUGAACAAGGUCAACCUUGUCAUGACCACCUUUGAGACCAUGGCGAAUCACGACUCCUUCCUGGGCAACUUCCCUUGGCACUGCCUCAUCGUGGACGAGGGCCACCGAAUCAAGAACUUCAAGGCGCACGCCAGCCAGGUGUUGCGCCGACUGCCUUGCCGGCAUCGUCUACUGCUCACGGGGACGCCGAUCCAAAACUCUUUGCGGGAGCUUUGGAGCUUGCUGUCCUUUGUGGCACCUUCCGCCUUCAGCUCCCUCGAAAACUUUGAGCAGUGGUUUGCCCUGCCAGCUCUGCCCGGCGUCAAGCUGACGAGCGCUGAUCAGGAGGAAGAUCCAGGGAUGGAGGUGAGCCAAAUGCUGUCCGAGGAGGAAGAGCUGCUGAUCAUCCAGCGGCUCCAUGGCGUGCUGCGGCCCUUCCUUCUCCGCAGGACCAAGGAGCAGGUCCUAGCAGAUCUGCCUUCCAAGACAGAGGUCGUGAUUUGGGUCCCGCUGACGCGCUGGCAGAAGGCCUUGUACCGAAAGGGCCUGCGAACCAUUCAACGCCUAGCGCGGCGCCCUGGUGAGCUGAGCUGGCUUGUCGUGAGCGAUCCGGGCGUGACGUGA
Effrenium voratum is the source of this 1308-nucleotide messenger RNA. Lineage: Eukaryota; Dinophyceae; Suessiales; Symbiodiniaceae. The record is from the annotation of a GenBank genome assembly.